This is a messenger RNA of Racocetra persica, 165 nucleotides long. The record is from the annotation of a GenBank genome assembly. NCBI's taxonomy places the organism in Eukaryota, Fungi, Glomeromycota, Glomeromycetes, Diversisporales, Gigasporaceae.
AUGGAGUCCAGGCUAGAAGACUAUGAUAUAAGCCCAGUCACUGGGUUUCUCCCUUCAACACCGCCUUUACAACGGUUACCCAGCUAUUAUGAGCCUUGGGAGGUACUACUCGAUAAUUUUCACGAUUUAAUGUUAGCAGGGCGUUUGAGAUCCUCGAUAAACAAG